AUGAAGGAUUUAAUCGAGGAGUUGGUGAGGAAUCUCAGUCUGACCUUGGUCGGAGUGUUCGUGGUGACAUUGGUGCUGGUCGGCGACAUCAAAGUAUCUCUUUGGGUUUUCUCCUGCAUUCUCUUCACACUCAUCGGAAUCGCAGGCGGCAUCCGAUUCACCGGUCUCACCAUCGAGCUCAUGACGUCCAUACUUCUCAUCUUGUCUGUCGGGUUGGCCGUUGACUAUUCCACCCACAUCGCUCACAAAUUCAUGGUCAUCUGGUUUUCGGUGAUAUACGGGUUGUAUCAUGGUUUGGUCUAUCUGCCGGUGAUGCUGAGCUGGUUCGGUCCUCAACCUUUCGCUGACACGCUGCCCUCAACCGAUACUGGCCAUGCUGAGAACGUCCUUGAACCCGGUCUAGAAAAAGCUCCAGGAAAGCCUGGCGUCAAAAUGACUAAUUCCCCGAGCUUCAAGAGCGUCGCUUGGAAGAAGAGCAGGGGGGAGUAUCCGAUCCGAAACGAUGCAGGACGCAUUGCAAAGGAGAGAACUGAAGGGAUGGAAUGGCCUCCAGUCACACCGAGAUCCGACGCGAGGGAGUCAUGCAUCGGGACGUCGUAUCGUCUUCGACGUCUCAGUGUGGGAUGACCCCGACCCUUCCCGUGUCCUCCGAUGCGAUCUGCCGGGACCUCGUGGGACGAUGGGGGAAGGUUUUGGCGAAACUUUGUGGACUAUUCGGUCGAAUCAAUGCUUCGUUCUCGUGAUUAGUGUUGUAUUUGUGACGAAUGUGAUGCUGCAUCCCGUAUGAAGCGUUUUGAAAACUUAUAUAUGACAAAUCGGUCUGAACACGGCUGCGAUUCCCUUUCAAGCCGAGGAAAAAACGUUGAAGAGGCAGACGCCAUCCAUCGAAUCGCUUCGAGAAAAACGAGUCGAUUCCCUUUCAAAGCCUGACAGUUCUCGCGAUUCGUGGGGAGUUGAAUGCCCGAACGGGUCCGACGUUCUGGGGUUCGGAAAAAUGCCACCCGGAAAAAAAGCCACCGGAAAUGAAAAUGCAAAAAAAAGCCACCCGGGUGGUAGCUUCAUCAUUGUUCAUUUAUGCAUAUCGGAU
Darwinula stevensoni is the source of this 1087-nucleotide messenger RNA. Lineage: Eukaryota; Metazoa; Arthropoda; Ostracoda; Podocopida; Darwinulidae. The record is from the annotation of a GenBank genome assembly.